CAAGUCAAUGUAUGUGCGUGUGCGCGCGCGCGUGUGUGAGGUGUCAAUCAAAGCGGCGGCUUGCCUUUCAUCUAUAUAGUCAGUCAGAGAUCAGGGGGAGGAGUACAGCACUACACUCUCUCCAGCCCAACAUUACUCUCAGUCUCUGCUGAGCUCAUUUCUGAAGAGGGACACCUUUUUACCCAAGAAACCAAACGGGAAUGACACACAGCAUCUGAACUCCAGCACUUUUUUUUUUAGUCGUUUUUUUUUUAACAGUCAGAAUUGUCCUGCGUUCAUCUGAACUUUAACUUCUGACGCUUGCUUUUAAAAACACCCAAGGAACUGUACUUUAACUUUUUAAAACAUUCAGCGCCGCUAUAUUUCAUUUCCCCUCUGGAUUCUCGAGUGUUUCACCGGUCGCGCGCUCUUGCUGCCGUUGACCAAACACUCUCGCGCGUGUUUGGAGUGUGCGAGCUGAAAGUAUACGGGGGUUUCUGUCGCACGCGUUCGCUUUCCGGGCGUUUGUAGGGUGAGGAGGACUUUCAAUCACCCGAGAAAUGCCGCAGUUGUCAGGUGGAGGAGGCGGCGGAGACCCGGAGCUCUGCGCCACCGAUGAAAUGAUCCCGUUCAAAGACGAGGGAGACCCGCAGAAGGAGCAGAUCUUCGCGGAAAUCAGCCACUCCGAGGAGGAGGGAGACUUAGCGGAGAUCAAGUCAUCUCUGGUCAACGAGACAGAAAUCAGUCCCAACAGUAACAAUCACGACGCAGCUAGACAGUCCCAAAUAACACCAGACUCUUACCACGACAAGCACAGGGACCAUCCGGACGAUGGCAAGCACCAAGACAUGUACAGUAAAGGCCACCCGUACCCCAGUUACCCAGGAUACAUCAUGAUGACCAAUAUGAACAAUGAACCCUACAUGAACAACGGCUCUCUCUCGCCUCCCAUUCCCAGAACGUCAAAUAAGGUGCCGGUGGUUCAGCCGUCCCAUGCCGUUCACCCCCUCACCCCUCUGAUCACAUACAGCGACGAGCACUUCGCCCCUGGCCCACACUCGGGACACCACCCACAGGACAUCAACCCCAAGCAAGCAGGUAUGCCCAGGCAUCAUCCUGGACCAGACAUUCCCAAUUUCUACCCCCUCUCCCCUGGGGGAGUUGGACAGAUGACCCCUCCACUGGGAUGGUUCUCUCAUCACAUGGUACCAGGCCCUCCUGGACCCCAUGCCACGGGAAUCCCCCAUCCCGCCAUUGUCAACCCGCAGGUGAAACACGAACCGCAGCACGACACAGACCUGAUGCACAUGAAACCUCAGCAUGAGCAGAGAAAGGAGCAGGAGCCCAAAAGACCUCACAUCAAGAAACCUCUAAACGCUUUCAUGCUGUAUAUGAAAGAGAUGCGUGCCAAUGUGGUGGCCGAAUGCACGCUGAAGGAGAGUGCCGCAAUCAAUCAGAUCCUCGGCCGGAGGUGGCAUGCUUUAUCUCGGGAAGAGCAAGCUAAGUAUUACGAAUUAGCCCGCAAGGAACGGCAGCUCCAUAUGCAGCUUUACCCAGGAUGGUCUGCCAGAGACAAUUAUGGAAAGAAAAAGAAGCGGAAGAGGGAAAAGAUCCAGGAACCUGCCUCAGGAGGAAAACGGACUUCUUUUUCCUCUUGCAAAGCAAAGACAGCAGCUACAGGCCCCCUUUUAGAGAUGGAAGCCUGCUAGACUCCUCAACCUUUCACCCCUUCGUCACCUCUUGACCCCUGCGGAAUAUCCAGAGGGUCCCGGUCCUUGAAUCUGCUCCUCGGCUGCAGGCGCUGCUGUAGAGACGAUGAACUGAGAACAGACAAUCACCAACACAGGCCCUCACGCAGACCCGUGAAUACUCGUUUGAACGUUCCUUUUUUUGUUUUUCUGUCCUGAAUUCACUCCCGAAGCCGAAGGCGUUGCACUGAUUAUGUUCCUCGACCGUUUAUAAAGCGUUCAUACGGCCACAUGUAAACAAACACACACGUUCCUACACCUGUUCCUAAGUUAUUCUAAGUUAUUUGGCACCUAUGUCUCUUCUGUGCGUUCACCAAGUCACUCCCUCACUUCCUUUCGUGCCCCGUAAAAUGUAGCAUCGCGGGGGCCCGACACGCCUCACAACGUUCUAGCGCAACAGUUUAGGGAUCACACGUUCCCUUGGAAACAGUCUCCGUAGGUUGCGUUUUGCAUUUUGACACAUUGGUGCAAAAAGGGUCGAUGAUUUGAUUUCUCCUCAACAUCUUGGGUUCAAGUUUAUUUUGAAUGCUUUGUUUUGUUAUUCUUUAUUUUCAUUUCUCGGUGUAUAUUUUAAGUGAUUUUUUUUUUUUUUUAAUCAUUUUAUAUAUAUAUAUAAUGGUAUAUGAAAAUAAGCUUGGAGACAGGAAAGCCAUUUUUCUUGUUGAAGCGUCUUGCAGAAAUAACAUUUGAAAGUCUUCUUUUUGAUAACUAUUUGUAACGGAUAUUGACUUCUCAGUCUCUACUUGCGCAGAUGUAAAAUAAUGCUCAAUGUGUACUUUUUAAAAAGAGAUGUCUGGAUGUCACUUUUCUUGGUAUUUUUGCAGGCAACAUUAGGACAAAGGUGAAAGAGUAGGUACCCAGAGGCCUAUAUUUUAUUGAUCUAAAUUGUCAAAUGAAGCAGAUAUAUAUCUAUAUAUAUUUACCCCAGCACUUGGCAGUCUUUCUUUAAUUGCAAUGUACCUCUGUCUCUCUGGUAGGUAAUAGAGUGGUCUUUUACCAUGUUUAUUCCAUGCAAACAUUUCCACAUUUUAUUCUUUUUAAUUAUUCUCUUUUAGCAUUUUCAGAUGAUGUUUUUUUUACAUUCAUUGUCAUAUUUUGAAUCGUUAACUUGGUGUAGCAUUUUGCUUCCAAGUGCUCACAUUCGAACUGUUUCAACAUGUCUUUUUUUAUGAAAAUAAAUAGGCAUCUUUGACUGAAAA
Messenger RNA from Ctenopharyngodon idella (grass carp), 2926 nucleotides. RefSeq names its product lymphoid enhancer-binding factor 1 (gene lef1). The transcript is spliced from 10 exons. Lineage: Eukaryota; Metazoa; Chordata; Actinopteri; Cypriniformes; Xenocyprididae. Gene Ontology annotation, biological process: regulation of transcription by RNA polymerase II; canonical Wnt signaling pathway. Gene Ontology annotation, molecular function: DNA-binding transcription factor activity, RNA polymerase II-specific; RNA polymerase II cis-regulatory region sequence-specific DNA binding. Bases 540 to 1688 code for a protein of 382 amino acids. The record is from RefSeq and is a predicted model, not a curated record. Gene Ontology annotation, cellular component: beta-catenin-TCF complex.